AGGACUUCCGGUAAGACCGGAAGAACCUUUGUUUGUGUUGGUCAAGAUGGCGGCUGGAAUGUAUCUAGAACACUAUCUGGACAGCAUAGAGAAUCUCCCCUUCGAACUGCAGAGGAACUUCCAGCUGAUGCGGGAUCUGGAUAAGAGAACAGAGGACCUAAAAGAACACAUUGAUUCUCUGGCUCGCGAAUACACAGCCAACGCUCGGACUCUGGCAUCUGAACAGAAGCUGUCGCUGUUAAGACAGAUCCAGCAGUCUUAUGGGAAGUGUAAAGAGUUUGGAGAUGACAAGGUCCAGCUUGCAAUGCAGACUUAUGAGAUGGUGGAUAAGCAUAUCCGGAGGUUGGAUACAGACCUGGCUCGCUUUGAGGCUGACCUGAAGGAGAAACAGAUAGAGAGCACCGAUUAUGACUCAGCCUCCAGUAAAAGCAACAAGAGUGACCAUCGUGGACCCAAGAAGAAGGAGGUCACUCGCACCAGGUCAAAGGUCAAGAGCUCUGACGAUGACUGCAGCUCAAAAAGUGGGCAGAAGAAGGUCAAACUCUCACAAAGCGCCGAGUUUUCCACUCCGGCUGUGAACUUCGGGAACGUGCAUCCCUCAGAUGUGUUGGACAUGCCCGUGGACCCCAAUGAACCCACAUAUUGCCUCUGCCACCAGGUCUCAUAUGGAGAAAUGAUUGGCUGUGACAAUACAGACUGUUCUAUUGAGUGGUUCCAUUUUGCCUGUGUUGGACUGACCACCAAGCCCAGAGGAAAAUGGUACUGCCCAAGAUGUUCACAAGAGCGAAAGAAAAAAUGAACAUGCAAAAAAGAUUUCAAAAAGAGGGAUUAAGAGGGAGAAGCAAGCAAUGGUUGUGUUUAAUGCUCUCCGUAGACACUAAUAUAGAUCUAUUCUCUGCUUAAAUUAAUAUUUAAGGUGUGGUGCAAGUUAAGCUUAAUAAACAACAUUUAUGGCAUAUUAUGAUUUAAACUUCAAAUCAUUCCUUGUUUACUUGAAAAAGAAGAUUUCAGGGCAGCACUUAAAUAAAGUUAAUGGGCCAGUCCAUAAAGAUUAAACUACAGGCAAAUUGUUUUAUAGCUUAACCUUUAUGAAGUGGCCCAGUUUAUUUUACAUUAUAGGUUGUUUACUGUAACUUUAUUUUUAUGAAAAUACGGGAUGACUAAACGUUUUUUGAUGAAAUAAAUGUGCCACAAAUGUU
Messenger RNA from Triplophysa dalaica, 1199 nucleotides. It is a transcript of the gene ing4, whose product is annotated as inhibitor of growth family, member 4. The coding region runs from base 47 to 799 and encodes 250 amino acids. Gene Ontology annotation, cellular component: nucleus. Lineage: Eukaryota; Metazoa; Chordata; Actinopteri; Cypriniformes; Nemacheilidae. The transcript is spliced from 8 exons. Gene Ontology annotation, biological process: positive regulation of apoptotic process; regulation of DNA-templated transcription. The record is from RefSeq and is a predicted model, not a curated record.